Molecule: messenger RNA, 722 nt
Organism: Anopheles arabiensis
Lineage: Eukaryota; Metazoa; Arthropoda; Insecta; Diptera; Culicidae
Exons: 2
Coding region: 101-385 (94 amino acids)
Source: RefSeq, a predicted model, not a curated record
GAUAAUUUUUGACUACGGAGCUUCCUCUCCGAUUGGUGCCUGGUGCUUUAGUGGAAAAGAAAAGUGUAACUCUUGUUUUUUGGUGAAAUUUUGCACAAACAUGCGUACGAUAGCGCAACUGGUGGCACUGUUUGGUACGAUCGCAGUACUGCUGCUAGUAUCCACCGAGAUGACGUUCGCUAAUCCACUUUCUCCCAACUCGCCCGCCGAACGACCGCACAUCCAGCCCUUCCAGAUGGCUUCCGCUCCGCUCGUUGCGCAGUCCCGUAGCGCCAUGGUGCAGACGCUUACCUGUACGAAUCCUACCUGCUCGGCGCAGUGCCGCGGACGUGGCUACCGCCGAGGAUCGUGCACCAUCGGCCGCUGCUUCUGUUCCUACGUGUAGUACGGGCGACCGCGCAACGCGCAAAACAACUUCCCGGCGUGCUGCAACGCGAUUGCUGAGAUCUGUAAGCUUAGAUUAGAUAGUGUGCAAGACGAUGCUGAUAAUAUCAGCUACAUUCGGUGGAAAAGUUCCCUAAUAAAUGGUGGUAUACAGGUUCGUACGUUUGCCGCUGACUAUCGCGGCCGCCCUGGGCAUCUUGAAUGCGUAACACAGUAUCCGGUGGCGCAUAAUUAAUGGCGUGUGGUGUCUAGAAGGCGCGUGAAGUUUCAGUCAACAAAUUGGGCAAUGUGCGGCAUAAUUACACAGGGCAAAUGUAAUAAAGGGCUUUCAAAGUAAA